Molecule: messenger RNA, 1437 nt
Organism: Telopea speciosissima
Lineage: Eukaryota; Viridiplantae; Streptophyta; Magnoliopsida; Proteales; Proteaceae
Product: methionine gamma-lyase-like
Exons: 3
Coding region: 66-1382 (438 amino acids)
Biological process (GO): transsulfuration
Cellular component (GO): cytoplasm
Molecular function (GO): pyridoxal phosphate binding; carbon-sulfur lyase activity
Source: RefSeq, a predicted model, not a curated record
GGUUCAAUCCAUCCUCACAACUCUCUCUCUCUCUCUCUCUCUCACACACACACACAAUUGCACAAAUGGGAGAAACAAACAUUGUUUCGUUAGAGAGAAAGCCAGUGGAAUUGAUGGUUUCGUAUUCGAAAAAGAAGCCAAAGAUAGCAAGCCAAGACCCAACCAUGGCUCUCGCCACCGCACGGCAUCAGUUCGGUGAGCACGGUGGCGUCAACAUGUCAAUUGAAGCUUCAGCAACCUUCACAGUCAUGGAACCAGCGACCAUGGGCAAAAUGUUUGCCGGAGAACUCGGUCCUGAGCAAGGCUUCUUCAUCUAUAGCCGUCAUUUCAACCCCACCGUCUUAAAUCUCAGCCGUCAAAUUGCAGCCAUAGAAGGUACCGAGGCUGCAUACUGCACAGCAAGUGGUAUGGCUGCCAUUUCGACAGUCCUAAUGCAAUUAUGUAGUAGCGGAGGACAUGUGGUUGCAUCGUGUUGCUUGUAUGGUGGGACACAUGCAUUGUUGAACCACUUUCUUCCUAGGGUUUGUAACAUAACAACAACAUUUGUGGACGUAAGAGAUGUUGACAUGGUGAAGGAAGCCAUUGUGGAGGGAAGGACUAAUGUCCUUUACGUGGAAUCCAUGUCUAACCCUACUCUAAUGGUUGCUAAUUUGCCGGAACUAUGUAGGAUAGCACACGAUAAGGGGGUGAAGGUUGUGGUGGAUAACACCUUCACUCCCAUGGUACUGUCCCCUGCUAAGUUGGGUGCCGAUAUAGUAGUGCACAGCCUCACCAAAUACAUCAGUGGGGGAGCCGAUAUUAUUGCUGGUGCAGUUUGUGGCCCAGCUAGCUUAGUGAAUUCCAUGAUGGACCUUCAUCAAGGGGCAUUCAUGCUUCUUGGUCCGACCAUGAACGCCAAGGUCGCAUUCGAGCUCUCCGAGAGACUUCCCCACCUAGGCCUCAGAAUGAAGGAACAUUGCCGGCGAGCAAUGGUCUAUGCUACAAGGAUGAAGAAAUUGGGCCUGAAAGUUAUUUACCCAGGCCUUGAAGAACACCCAGACCACACUCUUAUGAAGUCCAUGACAAAUGAGAAUUAUGGGUUUGGUGGAAUCUUAUGUUUGGACAUGGAGACAGAGGAGAAGGCAAACCAGUUGAUGAACCAUCUCCAAAACAGCACCCAGUUUGGUAUAAUGGCUGUUAGCUUGGGAUACUAUGAGACCCUUAUGUCAUGCUCUGGUAGUAGUACUAGUAGCGAAAUGAAUGCCGUGGAGAAGAAGAUGGCCGGAAUCUCACCGGGGUUAAUAAGGAUGUCGAUCGGAUACAGUGGAACUCUUGAGCAGAAAUGGAGCCAAUUUGAGAAGGCACUUGCAGGAAUCAAAGAUUGUGGUUUAUCCAAGAAUUAGGUAUAAAGCUUUUCCUAGGUUUAUGUAUUGAUGUGUAUAAUUGAUUGCAUAAAAU